GCCCAAAUUCACAGUUUUAAUCGAACCACUAUCAAAACCGUUCUCCAAGUGGACGUUUUCAGAAACAUGUCAACUCUUUAAUCUCACCAAUGAUCCGAGUCCAGGAAUUAAUGUAUACCCUAUUUUUUUAUGUGGGUGUAUUGAUUUAAAGGAUGAAACAUCCCAAAUAAUGGUUCAACAUCUUAUGGCUGAGCUGAAACUCCGCAAAGAAACUACGGCCCUAACGUUUGCGUUUGAAGCCACCAAAUCUAUCUAUUCUUAUAGUUAUUUGGCAGCCGGUGUGUCAUUUCAUAAAAAUAACUUCAAGAUUGUACCUGAAAAACCUAUUGCAGGUCGAAAUGGACAUGGUAAUUUAGACUAUGCCAUUGAAUGCUGCUCAACCGGAAGGGUUAUAGGAUUGGUUGAAGUAAAGGCAGAAAACCUUAAAAAGGGGUUAGCGCAAGCAACUAUACAAAUGGAGUCAACGAUCACAGGCCGCGGAAAUGAAAUGCAAAAGAUUGAUAGAGUGUUUGGCAUCGUUACAGAUGCAUCUGUAUGGUAUUUUAUGGAAUGUUCUUGUAAUGAAGAGCAAACCCUGACAUUUAGGUUAUCCGAAUCAGUAAAUGUCGUGUAUAAUGGCGAGAACAUGCAAGCGCAAGUAGAGAAAGUACUUGGCCACAUUUUAUGGCUUUUAGAAGAAAUACAGAAACAAUAA
Racocetra persica is the source of this 694-nucleotide messenger RNA. Lineage: Eukaryota; Fungi; Glomeromycota; Glomeromycetes; Diversisporales; Gigasporaceae. The record is from the annotation of a GenBank genome assembly.